UCUGUAAAUCUAAUAACAAGUAGAGCUUUCAUUUUUGAAAUUUUCUGAUUUUUCCCAUUCAGUGUAACUUUUUAAGUAAAGUUUGAGUCUACAUAUUGUAAUGUUGGACAGCAUUUACUGUUUAAUGUGUUGCUUGCGUUAGAUACUCAAACUCAUGUGCCGUUUUAAACAUACAGGAGUGUUAAACCAUCAAAACUUUACAUUAUAAUUCCAUUAUAUUUUAUAGAGGGUGACCUUUGGCACACCAACAAAGAUGCUGCUUUGUGGCUUGGAAAUUAUUGGUUCAAUUUCUGCUUUAGGAGAUUUAAUUUUCUGCAGUUUGCAGAAACAUACUAGUUUGUCUCCAACAACUUAUAAGCAGAAAAGGGAUAUGAUGGAAGGAGAUACUAAGAUUUUGGAUGAAGAUGGCACUCGGAACAAGAAGGAAAGUUCUCUAGUGAAGAUAAAAGUGUUGUUUUUUGCUAGAGCACGUGAUCUCACUGGCUUGAGUGAGAUGCCAUUGGAGGUGCCAUCUGGAAGUACUACUCAUGAUUGUUUGAAAAAGCUUGUUGUGAAGUUUCCAGGUUUAGAAGAAAUCAGAGGGUGUAUGGUCUUGGCUCUGAAUGAGGAGUAUACAACCGAGUCGAGCAUUGUUAAAGACACAGAUGAGUUGGCCAUAAUACCUCCAAUUAGUGGUGGCUGAACAACUUAAUAUCAGUGCAGGGUACUUCUACUUUUUGUACUGCAGUAAAUAUUCUGAAAUUAAAAUGAAUUUGAGUAAAUGCUGAUAAGUUUAUAUCUCAUCUAGGGUAAUUUUACUGAUGUGCAAUCUCAAGAGGUUAACCUUUCUCAACAUAUAUGUGAAGACCACUAAGUUUUCUUAGUAAACGGUUUAAUCAUGAAGUUAAUUAAAAAGUAAUAAUUUAACGAAAGGGCUCAACCUCUUGGGAACUUAGCACUCUAUGAAAUUGCCCUACUAUUAGAACUGUUGUAAUUUGUGAACAAAAACAAAUGUAAUGAUAGAUUUUAAUGCUAGAUUUAUUGUAAUUCAACAUUGAGACUUUUCUAUCUUCAAGAGAAAAUGAGAAAACUUCUUUUGUCA
Molecule: messenger RNA, 1081 nt
Organism: Vigna umbellata (rice bean)
Lineage: Eukaryota; Viridiplantae; Streptophyta; Magnoliopsida; Fabales; Fabaceae
Source: RefSeq, a predicted model, not a curated record